UAAGAAACAAAGAGAGAGAGAGUGAGAAGGAGAGUAUGACAUUGAAGAAUUAGCCCUAGACUGUUUGUAAGAGGAUGUGUAAUGUUUGUGGUCAAUUCGUGGGAUGUACUUUUGUUAUUCACUUCUGAAAAGGAGCAACAUUCUGGAAUAUAGAACAGCUACCCAAGGAGAUCAGCAGGUGGAGCGGUAUGGAUGCCCACCCUCCAGAGAACCUGUACCCAUACACCGUGUCCAGACCCAUCUACUCCAACCCCACGUUUGAGGAGGACAACGAGAGGCAGGCCCGGGAGGAGAGGACCCUGAGGGAGAGACUCAGCCGCACCUGUGGCUGCUCAGGUAGGCAGGCCCUGAAGGUUGUGAAAGGAGUCUUUCCUGUCAUUGACUGGCUCUCCAGAUACCCAAUAAGAGAGUGGCUUCCCAGCGAUGUAAUCUCUGGUGUUAGCACUGGUCUGGUGUGCAGCUUACAAGGCCUGGCCUAUGCCCUGCUUGUGUCCGUGGCUCCAGUCUAUGGACUCUACUCUGCCUUCUUCCCCAUCCUCACCUACUUCCUGCUGGGCACCUCCAGACACAUCUCUGUAGGUCCGUUCCCUGUCACCUGUCUCAUGGUGGGCUCCGUCGUGUUGACCCUCGCCCCCGAUGACCACUUCCUGCUUCCUGGGAAUGGCACCGGUGUGAAUGGAACAGAGGCUGAUGGGAUUGUGGUGGACGUGGAGGCCAUGGAGGCCCAGAGGAUCAUGGUGGCGUCCUCCAUGACUGUGCUGGUCGGGCUGUUCCAGGUGGUAAUGGGGCUGCUCCAGGUGGGCUUCUUGGUCCGUUACCUGUCAGACCCCCUGGUGGGCGGCUUCACCACGGCCGCUGCCUUCCACGUCCUCAUCUCCCAGCUGAAGAUAGUCCUCUCCGUCCCCACUAACAACCACAGCGGCUGCUUCUCCAUCCUCUACACGCUCAUCGACGUGUUUACCAACAUCCGACAGACCAACAGAGCUGACCUGGUGGCCGGGCUGCUCACCAUUGUCAUCGUCAUGGCCGUAAAAGAGGUCAACUCCAAAUUCCGGCACAAGAUUCCUGUCCCCAUCCCCAUCGAAGUGAUUGUGACUGUGGUUGCCGCUGGUAUCUCCUACGCCACCGAGCUGGAGUCGCGCUACGGUGCCAGCAUUGUGCACAGCAUCCCCAGGGGGUUUUCUCCAGCUCAGCCUCCCAACACAGAGCUGCUGUGGAACAUUCUGGGCUCCAGUUUCUCUACAGCGGUAGUGGGCUAUGCAGUAGCUGUCUCUGUGGCCAAGGUCUACGCUGCAAAACACGACUACACCAUCGAUGGCAAUCAGGAGCUGAUAGCGUUCGGGUUCAGUAAUGUGUUCUGUGGCUGCUUCUCCGGCUUUGUGGCAAGCACUGCACUGUCCCGCACCGCUGUACAGGAGAGCACCGGCGGCAAGAGUCAGGUGGCUGGUAUAAUCUCAGCUGUGAUGGUAAUGAUUGUGAUCCUGGCUCUCGGGAACCUCUUGGAACCCCUGCAGAAGUCAGUGCUGGCAGCCAUCGUCAUCGCCAACCUGAAGGGAAUGUUCAUGCAGGUGACAGAGGUGCCCACACUGUGGAGACAGAACAGAGCAGACUGUUUCAUCUGGCUGGCGACCUGCCUGGCUUCUGUGGUGUUGGGACUAGACGUGGGACUGCUGGCUGGCCUGGUGUUUGAGAUGGGAACUGUCGUGGUCCGGACACAGUUUCCUGCAUGCUCUACACUUGGAAACAUACCCGGCACAAACAUAUACAGGAACAUGAAAGACUACAAGAAUAUUACAGAAGUUCCCGGAAUUAAGAUUUUUAAGUGCAAUGCUCCCAUCUACUUUGCCAACAUUGACUACUUCAAAGAGCGAUUGAGAGUCACGGUGGGGUUUGACUCUGUCAGAGUGUUCAAGAAGAGGAAUAAGGCCCUCAAGAAGAUUCACAAACUCAUAAAGAAAGGGAAACUGAGGGCGACAGAGACCGGGGAGGUGGUAUCCGAGGUCUCCCUGGGUGUCGACAACAAGGGCUUCGAGAGCGAGCAGGACAGUGGGCGGGAGUCCGGACAGGUGGAGGACGGGGAUUGGCCUGUGCCAGAGGUGGAGGUCCGUGUGGAUUGGGCCUUGGAGCUACCAGUCAGGGUAUCGGUACCUAAGGUCCAGAUCCACAGCCUGGUACUGGACUUCUCAGCCGUGUCCUUCCUAGACGUGGUGGCAGUCAAGUCCCUCAGACUGGUCAUUAAAGAGUUCCUACGCAUCGGAGUCAAUGUCUACAUUGCAGGCUGUGACGAUGAAAUUGUACGGAAAAUGGAAGCCUUGUCCUUCUUCGAUGAGGAGGUGACACGAGAUCUCCUCUUUCUCUCUGUCCACGACGCCAUCCUCUUCAUCAAACUGGAGACAGCCAAUGGGAGCAUGCAGGAUGCCAUGGUUGAGGGGCUUUCUCUAAUGCAGGAUUGCAAGGAGCCACCGCCUUUCACUGAGGAAGAGGACCUGAUUGAGACCUAUGACAACCAGCAUAGAGCAAUCCAUGGACUCUCCAACUAACACAGAAACGCAGAAGAGCUGACCCUGUAUCUGUGUUCUCUGUGAACAGAGGAUCAACCAGCAUAAGUUAUUUUCCAUAAGGGACCACGGUCAAAUCAGGUGACACUGACGAUGGAUUUUCCCCAGACUACAGCUCAAACUCAGGGGAAGCUGCUCUUCGCCAACUGAGUAUAACUUUGGACUUUGGAGUGGACUAAGAGGGUGAUUUGAGGCAGCCGAUAUCUCUCUUUAACAACAGUAAAGUGUCUUAAUUAGAUCAAUGAAUAAUAAACUGAUUUAUAUUAUUGUAACCUCUCUGCUAUGUCAAGGCCCUUCUCCUUUACAAGUGUAAUCAUAUAAAUAGGGAAAAACUACAAUAGGAGUUAUGCAUGUCCUUUUCCUUGUACGCAUUUCAACAACAGGACCAUUGUUUGUGUUUGUGUCGAGGGCUUUCAGAAGAACAAAUGCAUAAAUACAGAAGUCCUGCUCAUUCGUGCAGUCGCAGUUGAUCUGUGUUAUAAGCACUCAGUUUCCUCCCUCCUGAGAUGGGCACUCCCGUGAACCCGGAAGAGGGAAGAAGAGACACUUCUGUUUUAUUUGUGACCUACUUAGUUAAAUGGAGUCCAGAAACAAGAGUGGUACUACAUCCCAGAUGCCUUCACAGACUUCUUCUCCUCGACCCAUUCCCUGCACAGGAAGUGAUGUCAUACAGGAAAAGUUUAAGUGUGUUUAAACAAAGAUUGUCUAUUAUAUUGACAAGAUAUUCAAGUGACUGCUCUAACAAUGGAAAUACAUGUCCUCAAAGAUGGAAGGUAGGCAGAACGCGGCGAGAUCAGGUGAGACCAUUCUAGCCAAUGAGAGAGUAGAUAAGUGUGUGAACAACAGGCCAUAGAGAUAGAUAGAAGAGUCAUGUAUUUGUGCAAUCAUAGCGUCUGUACCAGCAUGGGCAGCGCCAUUGAAGCAAUCUACAUUUUAAAGUAGUCAUUUAUUUUUUAGAGAAGAAAAUAACAUCCGUGGGCGUGGAGUAAGCGUUCAGCUGGAGCAAAGAGUUUGAGGCAACCCAACUCAUAGGAAUCCCCACCCAGUUGAUUACUGUCAAAUGGUGAAAGCCCUCAAUGGCAAUGUCCAUACUAAUAUCCAUGAUGAGGCUAUCUCCGACAACAGGCACAACUCUGAUAUAAAGUUGUUUUUGCGUAGCUUGCAUUCUAACCAUUAUGAAACGUCUAUUCAAUCAAAUAAGCGUCACGUAGCAAAUGAUCAAUUCUAUUUUUUGUUGAUCAAAUUCGAUACAAAAUUCCUCACUUCAUUGGUUUAUUUUCGGGGACAUAUUUUUUCUUCGCUUCUUCCUCUUUUGGAUUAAAGGGUUUGGUUGCUUGUUUUUUAUUAAGGCCAUUAAGAGAUGAAUGAUGCAACGUUGCGUUCUCAGCCAUCAACUCAUCACAAUAAAAGGCAGACUAGACUGUUGUAAAAAAAAUGUGUACUAGCAAUACCAAGAGCAGAACUGUAAAGGUCUUUUAAUCAUGUCUAAAUAUGGACUGCAAGCAUUUAAAGCUUUGUGGAAUAUUACAUUUAAUGUCAUAUUUCCUUUCCCAUUCAAUCAAAAUAUCCUUAUCUGCCUCUGGCCAUGUGCGGGGUAUGAGUUGUUUGUGCAGAUUACGGCCCUAGUGUUCCCCUGAUGUUCCUGUGUGGGUUACUGUGAAGUAAGCUUGAUAGUGCUGUGUUACUAAUUGUGGGAUGAUGUUUACUUUGUUUUCAAAUCUGGCGCCUACUGGAGCACUGUGUAAAGGCAUUUAUCACCGUAGGUACACAUCCUCUUUACACACACACACACACACACACACACACACAAAUGGCAUUCAUUCUUCACCACAUUGGACUACAGUGGCUGACUGAGUCUGAACAUGGUUCUCAAAUAAGGUAUAUUCAACACUUGUUUUUAAGAGUUAUGUUUCAUUUUAUCACUUGGGGGAGUACAGUCUUACUAGAUGGGAGAGGCAAGAACUUGUACAGUGGGUUGUAUAGUGUAAAGCCAGCUUUAAAAAUACGUAUUGCUUUCCGUUCAGUCUAACAUAGUCACUACUGUAAGACUCACACACACCUUUUUAUCAGAUUCAGUCUAUUUCAGUGAGCAACUACCUCACUAUUUGACUGCUGCAUCUAUUCAGAUCAAGGUGUUCUUUCUAUAAGCAGGUUACUGUUUCAGUACGUACAGGUUGCUCCAUUCUUAAUGAUUGUGAAACGAUAGCUGCAUUUAUACCUGGUUCUAGCUUUGUCCUGAUCUUGUCCACGUUCUGUUUGUGCCCACAUUUUUUAGAUGGGUAGAAAGUCAAAAGACACAUUGUGAUCAUAUCAUCCUGUCCACCUCUGGUAGUCAGACACACAUUGUGUCUGGGUAUCUUACAAGUGUAGACAGAUCUGGACAGAGAAACCAUUUAAAUCAUAAUUUUUCCCGCCCUAUAAAAUCAUUGACAGGUGGCACCGUUGACUGAUUACAUCAAUAUGUGUCCAACAAUAAAUAAAUGAAUAGCAUUUUGAAAAAAUUGUUGUGAAAUCAUUUACAUAAAGGAAGGGACCAGAACAUUUGGUCACAAUGCAGACACAGGGGACAGGUAACAGACAUAUUUUAAUGCCAUGUGUCGACACAUUUCUGGAAAUAUGGGCCCAAUCAGAAUGUAGACAAGAUCAGAACAAAGGACUCAUGUCAGCACCAGGUAUCAAUGGGGCUUAGAGCAUCCAUCACCUGAUCUGCUUUCAUGGCAUCAUGAUUUUGUUUUUAAAUAUAUGAUUAUAUGAUCAGUAAUUCAUAUUUGACAGCAACUGUGGGUGUGAGAUUGUUAAAUAAUUGUGUCUUUGAAGAGUGGGUUUAUUGUGUUCUGAUCUCUACCGGUGGUUGUGGAUUGUUAUAGUUGCUAGGAUUCUCCCAUAUGGAACCUGUUCCUGGGGACAACCUGACAUGCAUCGUGUCUUUGUUGUUUAUCAUCACAAUGUAAAAGGUUCUCAGUUUUCUCUGCUGAAUACUACCGCACUGUUUAUUGGUUGUUCUAUUGUUAUUAUUAUGUUGUGUAGGCCAUGCCAAGCUCCUAUCAGGAGUGAUUAAUUGAUUCAAUGAUUUACAGACUAUUUGAAAACUCACUAAAUGAUACAUGGGAAAGUAUGUUCAUUCAUAUAUGAGACAUGUUUAUUUAUUGUGCUUUAUUUAAUGUACUUUAUUGUACUAUUGUACAAGCCAAUUGUACUCACAUAUGACGACUCAAAAAUAAUUGUACUUUUAAAUUACUUACUUGCAAAACCCUACACAAAAAAAACAAAAAUGCAGACAGACCAUCACAAAUAGUUUUUAAACAGUUAUAUUAGUAAUUCUUCACAUACCUCAAUCACAUCACUGUCAAAAUGGGUCACAACCAAGUCACUCAGCUCCCCUUGCUCUGUGAGAGACCGUUCUUUUCUUUAAUCUGCCUUUAAGAGUGGAAAGGGCAGUAAUAGGGAGUCGUUAACGGAGCGAUCCAGCCUUCAUCAGCCAUUAGAAAUCUGACAACACACAUGUCAAAGCCUUGAAGGACAAAGGCCCGAUCUAUAACAAACAGCAUGACAAGGCAAGAACAUCAUGUUAAUAUGAGGAUGUGCUUCUUUUGAUUUAGUAGACUCUAUCUUGAUUAAAUGUAAACAAAAACAUGAGCAGGCCAAAACAGACGCGUUUUUUGUUCUGGAGGCACUAGUGGUCACUAGCUGGCACAGUCACAAAGUCAUACAAUCAGAUUUGAAUCCUAACCAUCAUUUUUGUUUUUAUGGAUUUUUACAAUGAAGACAAUUUUGCAGCUGGCCCAUCUAGAGGAAAUCUCUCAGUUCUGCCUCCAGGGCAAUAUUCAUGACAAAAAACAUCAACCUGUGAAACAUACACCCCAAAUAUGUUUCUUCGGGUACUGCAAGUAAUAAAUAUACAGUAAAAACAGAGAAUUAAGUAACCUUCCCCUACACACACGUGCACAUACUGUACACACACACACACACAACUAUGAGGUCAUUCCCACAGACAUGCUAUUUUCACUUGACUGGAAUGCAGCAUUGAAAGCCAACAAAAACAUGUACUAUUUUGCUGUGAUAAAACUGUGAUGAUAACAUAAAGCAGAGAUACCUGUAGCUUAUCAACUGGUCACGCAACAAGAUCUGGGUCAAUGUAAUAUGCUUUCAUAGAGCCGCCUGCGGUUAGGAAAUCUGUUCCCAAGUAUUCCCAAGCAUAACUAGAGAGGCAUAUGUGAUCGUAUCCCAAUGUAAUCAAGGUUUGAAAUGAUUCUGUUUUUGUCAAAUACUAAAUCUGUUUGGGCUUCUUUGGGUAAAUUUGCAGUGUACAAAUUAUUUAUGACUAUGUUCCAGCCUCUCGACCAUUCACUCAAGAAUAAAUUGUCCUGUGUCUGAUGUAAUUAAGGACCCCUGAUGUAUGGUGUAUAUAGAUAGGCUGUAAAUAGGUAUGCUGUAGGCCUUUGUUUGACACAAGUGGUCAGCAUGUACUGUAGAUAUGAUGAAAUUGGGUCAUAACAGUCUGGACAAAACAAUUACUAUUAUAAUUUUACAUUGUUAUUCUUGAAUUUCUUCAGAUGGGUGCUUUAGAUAGGCUUCAUGUAAGACCUACUGUUAAGUACAACAAUACAUCCCCUGCACUGACACCCCAACCCCAGAUGAACAGUAAUAUCCCUUCUGUGUCGCUGCAAUGAAUCUCACAACAUUAGCCAGUGUCACGUCCUGACCUUAGUUCCUUUUUUAUGUCUCUAUUUUGGUUUGGUCAGGGCGUGAGUUGGGGUGGGAAUUCUAUGUUUUUCAUUCUAUGUGUUGUUCUGUGUGUUGUAGUUCUAUGUGUUUGGCCUGGUAUGGUUCCCAAUCAGAGGCAGCUGUCAAUCAUUGUCUCUGAUUGAGAACCAUACUUAGGUAGCCUGUUCCCACCUGUGUUUGUGGGUAGUUGUUUUCUGUUUUUGUAUUCUGUAUUCUUUUGUUGUUUUUCCAUUCAGUGUUCAAUUCAUAAUAAAAGAUGAACACGUA
This is a messenger RNA of Oncorhynchus nerka (sockeye salmon), 7550 nucleotides long. RefSeq names its product solute carrier family 26 member 4 (gene slc26a4). The record is from RefSeq and is a predicted model, not a curated record. NCBI's taxonomy places the organism in Eukaryota, Metazoa, Chordata, Actinopteri, Salmoniformes, Salmonidae. Gene Ontology annotation, cellular component: plasma membrane. Gene Ontology annotation, biological process: transmembrane transport. The coding region runs from base 189 to 2540 and encodes 783 amino acids. Gene Ontology annotation, molecular function: oxalate transmembrane transporter activity; secondary active sulfate transmembrane transporter activity; chloride transmembrane transporter activity. The transcript has 21 exons.